GUGAAUGGCGCCACCAGUAAAAACCUGCCUGCGGUGCAGACUGUAGGUCCAAUGCCUGAAGACACCAUGGAGAACAUGAGUAUCACCACUAAGUUGGAGCGUGCCCUGGAGAAGGUGGCCCCCUUACUGAGAGAGAUUUUUGUGGACUUUGCACCCUUCCUGAGCCGCACUCUGCUGGGUAGCCAUGGCCAGGAACUUCUUAUAGAAGGUCUGGUGUGUAUGAAGUCCAGCACAUCUGUGGUGGAGCUAGUCAUGCUUCUUUGCUCUCAGGAAUGGCAGAACUCCAUCCAGAAGAACGCGGGUCUGGCUUUCAUUGAGCUUAUCAACGAAGGAAGACUCCUGUGUCAUGCCAUGAAGGACCACAUUGUGCGUGUGGCAAAUGAAGCUGAGUUUAUCCUGAACCGCCAGCGAGCCGAAGAUGUCCACAAGCACGCUGAAUUUGAGUCGAACUGUGCGCAGUACGCUGCAGACCGGAGAGAAGAGGAGAAGAUGUGCGAUCACCUCAUCAGCGCCGCCAAACACCGCGACCACGUCACCGCCAACCAGCUGAAGCAGAAAAUCGUCAACAUCCUCACCAACAAGCAUGGAGCCUGGGGGGCUCUCGCACACAGUCAGCUGCAUGACUUCUGGCGUCUGGACUACUGGGAGGACGACCUCAGGAGGAGGCGGAGAUUUGUCCGGAACCCCUUUGGCUCCACCCACUUGGACAUCAUGUGCAAACCACUAGAGGACUAUGGCCGUGAGGAAGAGGAUGUUGUAAAGGGGAAGAAGAGUUUCCGCAGCCAGGCCGUGGUCAGCCAGAACCCAGAGGCCGAGCUGAUGCUGGAGGGCGAGGAUGAUGCUGUUAGCCUGCUGCAGGACAAAGACAUGGACAACCUGGCAGGCCCGGUGGUCCUCAGUACCCCUGCCCAGCUGGUGGCCCCUGUGCUGGCGGCCCGGGGGACCCUCUCCAUCACCACCACGGAAAUCUACUUCGAGGUGGACGAGGAAGACCCGGCCUUCAAGCGCCUGGACCCCAGAGUGCUGGCCUACACUGAAGGGCUUCAUGGGAAGUGGAUGUUCAGUGAGAUCCGAGCAGUAUUUGCCCGACGCUACCUGCUCCAGAACACAGCGCUGGAGGUUUUCAUGGCCAACAGAACCUCAGUGAUGUUCAACUUCCCCGAUCAGCCCACAGUGAAGAAAGUGGUCUACAGCUUGCCUCGUGUGGGUGUAGGCACAAGCUAUGGUCUCCCCCAGGCUAGGCGGAUCUCUCUGGCCACGCCACGGCAGCUUUUCAAAUCCUCCAACAUGACCCAGCGCUGGCAGAGAAGAGAAAUCUCCAACUUCGAGUACCUGAUGUUCCUCAAUACCAUCGCAGGACGGACAUACAAUGACCUCAACCAGUAUCCUGUCUUCCCCUGGGUCCUCACCAACUAUGAGUCAGAGGAGCUGGACCUUACAGUGCCGGGCAACUUCAGAGACUUGUCCAAGCCAAUCGGAGCUCUUAACCCAAAGCGGGCAGUUUUCUAUGCAGAGCGCUAUGAAUCGUGGGAUGAGGAGACUCCGCCCUGCCACUACACCACUCACUACUCCACUGCAGCCUCCAUCCUCCACUGGCUGGUCAGAAUAGAGCCCUUUACCACCUGCUUUCUCAGCACCAAUGGCAACAAGUUUGAUCACGCCAACCAUACCUUCUCUGGUAUCACACGCUCGUGGAGGCACUGCCAGCGGGACACCUCAGAUGUGAAGGAGUUAAUCCCAGAGUUCUACUACCUGCCAGAGAUGUUUGUGAACAGUAACGGUUACUGUUUGGGGGACAGGGAUGAUGGCACCCCCGUGUGUGAUGUGGAGCUGCCUGCUUGGGCCAAAACACCUGAGGACUUUGUUCGGAUCAAUAGAAUGGCUCUGGAGAGUGAGUUUGUGUCGUGUCAGCUGCACCAGUGGAUUGACCUUAUUUUCGGCUACAAGCAGCGCGGGCCCGAGGCCGUGCGUGCCCUCAACGUCUUUCACCACCUGACCUACGAGGGCUCCGUCAACCUCGACAGCCUCACCGCUGACCCCCUGCUGCGCGAGGCCAUGGAGGCUCAGAUCCAGACUGUUGGACAGACGCCAUCUCAGUUGCUCAUCGAGCCCCAUCCUCCUCGCAGCUCCGCCAUGCACCUGUGUUUCCUUCCACAGAGUCCCCUCAUGUUUAAGGAGCAGAUGCAGCAGGACGUGAUCAUGGUCUUGAAGUUUCCCUCCAACUCCCCAGUUACCCAUGUGGCCGCCAACACGUUGCCCCACCUAGCCCUUCCAGCCGUCGUCACGGUAACCUGCAGCCGGCUCUUUGCCGUCAACCGCUGGCACAACACUGUGGGUCUACGAGGAGCUCCAGGAUACUCAUUAGAACAAGCCCAUCAUCUGCCUAUUGAAAUGGACUCUCUGAUUGCCAACAAUGCAGGGACAAACAAGAGGCAGAUCACAGACCUGGUGGAUCAGAGCAUCCAGAUUAACUCACAGUGUUUCGUGGUAACAGCAGACAACCGUUACAUUCUGGUCUGUGGCUUCUGGGACAAGAGUUUCCGCGUCUACUCCUCAGAAACUGGCAAGUUGACACAGAUCGUGUUUGGCCACUGGGAUGUCGUCACGUGCUUGGCGCGUUCUGAGUCAUACAUCGGGGGCGACUGCUACAUUGUGUCUGGAUCUAGAGAUGCUACGUUACUGCUGUGGUACUGGAGUGGACGACACCACAUUAUAGGAGACAACCCAAACAACAGUGAUUACCCAGCACCCCGUGCGGUUCUGACAGGCCAUGACUAUGAGGUAGUGUGUGUGUCGGUGUGUGCUGAGCUUGGUCUGGUCAUCAGUGGAGCUAAAGAGGGUCCUUGUCUGGUCCACACAAUCACUGGAGACCUGCUUCGUGCUCUGGAGGGGCCGGACAACUGCACUCUUCCUCGCCUCAUCUCUGUGUCCAGCGAGGGCCACUGCAUCAUCUGCUACGAGAGGGGCCAAUUCUGCAACUUCAGCAUCAACGGCAAACUGCUCGCUCAGAUGGAGAUAAACGACUCCACACGUGCUAUCCUCCUGAGCAGUGAUGGUCAGACGCUGGUGACUGGAGGGGAUAAUGGAGUGGUAGAGGUGUGGCAGGCCUGUGAUUUCAAACAGCUGUAUAUCUACCCUGGCUGUGACGCCGGCAUUCGGGCCAUGGACCUGUCACAUGAUCAAAGGACUUUGAUCACUGGUAUGGCGUCUGGUAGCAUUGUAGCAUUCAACAUUGACUUCAACCGCUGGCAUUUCGAGCAUCAGAACAGGUACUGAGUGCCCUCUGUAGACAACAGGAUGUCCUCGCGAUGGACCCUCCAAUACAGGAGCCAACAGAACUACCAGCAGCACCUCCAAGCUGAACAUAUCGAAGAAGGGGGGAAAAGACAAAUGGAGGGACCUUCAUUUUCCAGCAUUUCCUUGAAAAACAGAACAUCUUUAUGUACGAACCCUUUGUGCUCUGGCAUGUCCCAGUCUUCUACAGUACUGUAUUAAGACACUAUAUGCUGAUACAGCUAAUAAUGCUGUAUUAUUGUGCUAAGACAAUGUCAGCCUAGUCCUGAAAAGGUACAUAAACAUAGAACCAAGACCCAGAAACCCUUUUACACAAGCAGUUUUAUUUGAGUUUUGUCCAAGCCGACAAUAAGCUGAUGCAUACCCAUCAUUUUUGAUUGUUGACGCAUAAUUUAAACUGUGAAAAUAUUCUGCACAGAGGAAAAAAGCUAAGUGUUUCUAGUGUACAUUUGUACAUGCUAGCAGCAUAUCACCUUCUUGAGAAUUAUUUUCAGGGUAAUAAUGGUUGAUGUAAAUACUGAUAACGUUAAAAUAUAUUACUUGAAAAAGGUAAGCUUACUGAAUAAAGUCUCUAAAAUAUGUUUGUUAAACUCAUAAAACUGUCUGUGAGGGCAAGGAAACUGUCUGUCUACUAGUGUUUCAUGAUUUUAUCAAAUCGUUUUUAAUGUGUUGUGAAAAAAAUAAGCCCCAGUGUUUCCUGUAAAAUGUACUGUAAGCCAUUUCUCUCUUUAAUUCAUAGUGACUUCAUUGUAAACUUGUUUUAUUCGAAAGCAAUGUUCUGAAAUGUGAGUUUUAUCUGCAUCUUUUACCAGCUUUUGCUUUUUUUCCCUCCAUUUUUAAUCAAUACUGUCCAUGCAGGUAUUAAGGAAUGUAAUAACGAGCCCUUAUCUAACAUGAUCUGUAAGAUAUGAAUAUAAUCAUUGCCCACUUUGCACCCUCACAAUGCAUUUCAACCCUGCUUUUACAAAUGUUCUCUUUAGUCUGGAGUAGGGAUGCAAAUUCUCUUGACCGAUAACCGACCGUCAUUGGUCACUAAUUAAUGGUUGACUGGCAAGCUUAAAAUCAAGGAUGCGACUCAUCUUUAUAUGCAUAGUUCCUCUUCUGAAAUCUGGUUGAUUUGGCAUUUAAAUCCAUUGUUAAAUACUUCUGAGCACACACAUCAACUGAAUUCUGUAUUAAUGCAGUGAGAUCAGUGUUUCUUUACGGAUCGUGGAACGUACUGAUAGAAAGGGUCAGGCAUCAGCUUGUAUAUGAAGUAACAGUCCAAAAAGUAUUAAAAGGGCAAUUCAUCAAAGUUUCUUUGUAGAUUUCUUUUUUUUUUUAACAGAGAUUGUGAUGUCUACAACUCCAAUA
This is a messenger RNA of Colossoma macropomum (tambaqui), 4647 nucleotides long. Its product is annotated as neurobeachin-like. Gene Ontology annotation, molecular function: protein kinase binding. Lineage: Eukaryota; Metazoa; Chordata; Actinopteri; Characiformes; Serrasalmidae. Gene Ontology annotation, biological process: intracellular protein localization. The record is from RefSeq and is a predicted model, not a curated record. The transcript has 26 exons. The coding region runs from base 52 to 3276 and encodes 1074 amino acids. Gene Ontology annotation, cellular component: cytosol; membrane.